Brassica napus (rape) is the source of this 925-nucleotide messenger RNA. Its product is annotated as calcium-binding protein PBP1-like. The transcript is spliced from 2 exons. The record is from RefSeq and is a predicted model, not a curated record. The coding region runs from base 365 to 760 and encodes 131 amino acids. NCBI's taxonomy places the organism in Eukaryota, Viridiplantae, Streptophyta, Magnoliopsida, Brassicales, Brassicaceae. Gene Ontology annotation, molecular function: calcium ion binding.
GCUUGAUCGCCUGGUUCGAUCGAUAUAAAAUCCAGCCCAGGUCAAGAACUCCUUCUCCGACAUGUUCUGCUGCUACAGAGACGUCAUGAAGAUGUUCAUUUCGUCGGCCCUCUGCAGCUCGUCUCCUAUCCUUCGAUCCAGGUAACCCGUCUCAACUCUCCUCCGCCAUGGAAUCAAGCUUUUCCGUCGCCGGAUCCUCCACCAUCGUGCUCCAGAUCCGGGAGAGAAAGCUUUUGGCUUCCAUGGAUGUUCCUUCUCCGAAACUCUCUUCCUUUAUAUAUACAAAAUCCACUCUCAUUUCUACAUCAUCAACUUACAAAACCCAUCUCUCAAAAUUCUCAAUUUCUCUCACUCUAUAGCUCAAAUGGCGACUCCUCAAUCCUCAACCAGACCAACCCACCAAAACCCACAACCCACUUUCCACGACCUCUUCCCCGCCAUGGCCGGAAAACUCGGAGGAGAAGGUCUAAUCGACGAGCUCUGCAAAGGCUUCGAGCUCCUCAUGGACGGAGACAAAGGAGUCAUCACUUUCGAGAGCCUGCGGCGAAACGCAUCAGCGGUUCUUGGGCUCGGAGAUCUGACGGACGACGAUGUAAGGUGUAUGAUCGACGAAGGGGAUUUCGAUCGAGACGGUGCGUUGAAUCAGAUGGAGUUUUGUGUGCUCAUGUUUAGGCUUAGCCCUGACUUGAUGGAUGCGUCACGCUUUGUCGUCACGGAGGCGAUCGAGGAGGAGUUUGGUGACCGAACACAUGGGCAUUGAUAUCCCAUCAGAGGCUUUGACAUAAGUUUAACCAAUUCCUUUUAUGUUUUUCUUAUCCUUUCGAUUAUUGUUGCAAUUCGUAUAAAAUUCUUGCAUGUUAUAUAACCGAUAUGGAAAAAAUUCAUUGAGAACAGACAAAAAUACAAGUAUAUAAUUAGAUGCAAA